AUGGAAAGAAUCAUAUGGCAUGGAACCACUAAUAGCUUCUUUCCAGUAAGAAGUGCAUAUCACAUGGAGAAAUUGAGAGAGGUGGUAACUCAAGGACAAGCCUCUUCCAGCAAUGACUUUAAAGAGGUUUGGAACAAAAUAUGGCAACUUAGUGUCACAACUAGGGAUAAAGUUUGCAUCUGGAGAUCCUGUCUGGAGGCCCUCCCCACUCAAUCCAACCUUUUCAAAAAUAAGGUGGUGAAUAACCCACUAUGCCCCAUUUGUUGCAAAAGAGUUGUGAGGCUUAAAAAAUGUGCUCUACCUCAAGCCCCUAUGCUACUAUUUUUUGAGUCAUUAUCUAAAGUGUUCAACUCAGAAGAUUUGCAUGAGUUUGUGGUGGUAGCAAGGAAAUUGUGGUGGAGAAGAAACACCUUUGUUUCUAACAAGGAGUUUACUCAUCCUAACUCCAUAGUUAGAGAGGCUAGAAUUCUUUUAGACAUGAUGUUUAAGGGGGACCCUAAUCCUCAAAGCAACAGCAGAGCCAGUCAAGGUUGCUCCUCAGAGGCUGUUUGGAAGGUCCCUUCAUUGCCCUGGUUUAAAAUCAAUUGGGAUUGGGCAGUGGAUAAAGCCAAUGAAGUUGUCAUUUGGGAUUGUGCUGGCCAGAUCAUUGCCACAAUGAGACAGAGAAAACAAUUCUUCCCUGAUUUGUUAGCUGAAGCAUAUGGAGCACUACAGGCUGUUAAAUUGGGGUUGGAACUUGGUCUGCACUAG
Messenger RNA from Carya illinoinensis, 750 nucleotides. RefSeq lists its product as uncharacterized. Bases 1 to 750 code for a protein of 249 amino acids. The record is from RefSeq and is a predicted model, not a curated record. The transcript has a single exon. Lineage: Eukaryota; Viridiplantae; Streptophyta; Magnoliopsida; Fagales; Juglandaceae.